UGAUGAUGAUGAUAAUGGGGUUACAAAUAAGACACGGAAACAGAUUGGAAUAUUUAUACCUUCACUGAACAGACAGGUUGCAGCUCCCACAAACAUGUUGGUUCAAGGCAGAGGAAGAGCAAAAGACUGAGACUCGCUGCUGGGAACUUGGCUCCAGGAGGACCAAAACCACACCAGGGCAGUUCAGGUCAGGCAGAACCUGAAACCUUUGGCACUGAUCACAGCAGAAAUCAGACUAUACAAGAGCAGCACCUGAAUACACCACAGUAAACAACUGCAGAGGACAGUGAGGGGGUAGAUCUAGUGUUAAAAACAUUGGAUAUCUGACGAGACCAAGGAGACCAGUCAUGCCAGCCUCUGGAGGAGCAGACCCAAAGGGAGAAGAUUUCUCCACUGCCAUCCUGAAACAGAAACACAGACCGAACAGACUCAUUGUGGACGAAGCGCUCAAUGAAGACAGCAGCAUUGUCAGCCUGUCACUGAUUAAGACAGAGGAGCUGCAGCUCUUCCGGGGGGACACAGUGGUGUUGCGAGGGAGGAAAUGUCGGCAAACAGUGUGCAUCGUCCUGACAGAUGAAACCUGUGGGCAUGAACGAAUCCGCAUGAAUCGUGUGACGCGCAACAAUCUGCGUGUCCGGCUUGGUGAUGUCAUCAGUAUUCAUGCCUGCCCUGAUAUCAAGUAUGGGAAGCAGAUCCAUGUCCUCCCUAUAGAUGACACCAUCGAGGGCCUGACAGGAAACCUCUUUGAUGUUUUCCUCAAACCGUAUUUUCUGGAGGCUUACCGGCCCAUACAUAAAGGUGACAUCUUCUUGGUGAGAGGAAGCAUGCGGGCGGUGGAGUUCAAGGUGAUGGAGACUGACCCCAGCCCCCACUGUAUUGUUGCCCCAGACACGGUCAUCUACUGCGAGGGAGAGCCAAUCAAAAGAGAGGAUGAGGAGGAGAGCCUUAAUGACAUCGGCUACGACGACAUCGGAGGCUGUCGGAAGCAGCUGGCCCAGAUUAAAGAGAUGGUGGAGCUUCCUCUCAGACACCCCGGCCUUUUCAAGGCUAUCGGUGUUAAGCCCCCCAGAGGAAUCCUGCUGUACGGCCCUGCAGGCACUGGGAAGACCCUGGUGGCUCGGGCUGUAGCCAACGAAACUGGUGCCUUUUUCUUUCUCAUCAAUGGUCCGGAGAUCAUGAGUAAGCUGGCGGGAGAGUCAGAGAGCAACCUAAGAAAGGCGUUUGAGGAGGCAGAGAAAAACGCUCCAGCCAUCAUCUUUAUUGAUGAGCUGGAUGCCAUCGCUCCCAAGAGAGAGAAGACUCAUGGUGAAGUGGAGAGGCGUAUAGUCUCCCAGCUCCUGACCCUGAUGGAUGGCCUGAAGCAAAGAGCUCAUGUAGUUGUCAUGGCAGCCACAAACCGACCAAACAGUGUGGACCCUGCUCUAAGACGCUUUGGCAGGUUUGACCGGGAGAUUGACAUUGGAAUCCCUGAUUCGACCGGCAGACUGGAGAUCAUGCAGAUCCACACCAAAAACAUGAAACUGGCUGGCGAUAUCGACCUGGAGAGGAUUGCCAAAGAGACCCACGGUCAUGUAGGCGCCGACCUGGCUGCUCUGUGCUCAGAAGCUGCUCUGCAAGCCAUCCGCAAGAAGAUGACCCUCAUAGACCUGGAGGAUGAAUCCAUUGAUGCUGACCUGCUCAACUCACUGGCUGUCACCAUGGAUGAUUUCCAAUGGGCGCUGAGUCAGAGCAACCCAUCAGCUUUGAGAGAGACUGUUGCAGAGGUGCCUCAGGUGAACUGGGAGGAUGUCGGAGGACUGGACCAAGUCAAGAGAGAACUGCAGGAGCUCGUUCAGUACCCUGUCGAGUAUCCAGACAAGUUCCUGAAGUUUGGUAUGACUCCAUCUCGUGGAGUGUUGUUCUAUGGCCCUCCGGGCUGUGGGAAAACCCUGUUGGCUAAGGCCAUCGCCAAUGAGUGCCAAGCAAACUUUAUCUCCAUCAAAGGACCCGAGAUGCUGACCAUGUGGUUUGGAGAAUCGGAGGCCAAUGUCAGAGAUGUGUUUGAUAAGGCCAGACAGGCAGCCCCUUGCAUCUUGUUUUUCGACGAGUUAGACUCCAUUGCCAAAUCUAGAGGAGGCGGAGGUGGGGAUGGAAGUGGUGCAGCUGACAGAGUCAUCAAUCAGAUACUCACAGAGAUGGACGGCAUGUCGGAUAAAAAGAAUGUCUUCAUUAUUGGAGCCACGAACAGACCAGACAUCAUAGACUCUGCCAUCCUGCGGCCGGGCCGUUUGGACCAGCUCAUCUACAUCCCGCUCCCAGACAAACCAUCUCGCACUGCAAUCCUAAAUGCCAACCUCCGCAAGUCCCCUGUCGCACGAGAUGUUGAUCUGGACUACCUGUCUGACAUCACAGAUGGGUUCUCCGGAGCCGACCUGACAGAGAUCUGCCAGCGGGCUUGUAAAAUGGCCAUCCGUGAGGCCAUCGAGGCCGAGAUCAAGGCUGAGCGUCAGAGGCAAACCAGACCAGGCAUCCCCAUGGAUGAGGACUUUGAUCCAGUCCCAGAGAUCAGGAAGGACCACUUUGAAGAGGCGAUGCGAUUUGCUCGUCGCUCUGUCAGUGACAAUGACAUCCGCAAAUAUGAAAUGUUUGCUCAAACUCUGCAGCAGAGCCGAGGUUUUGGAAACUUCAGGUUCCCCUCUGCUACUGGUACCCGGUCUGGAGGUCAGGGGUCAGGCUCUGGGUCAGAGAGGCCAGGCGUGUACAGAGAGGAAGGCAAUGAUGAUCUCUAUCAGUGACAAAAUCUCAUCAUAUAGUUGAACAGCUGCACAGCGUUUUCCUAUUCCACUGCUGUGCUUGGCUUCCUCAGAGGAAUGAUAACCGAAGCAUAACGGGAGUGGAAAUAGCAAGACACAAAGGGAAACAUGGCGAAAUAAUAGUAAUAAUAAUUUUAAGAAAUCUUUUUUUAAA
Sander lucioperca (pikeperch) is the source of this 2946-nucleotide messenger RNA. RefSeq lists its product as uncharacterized. Gene Ontology annotation, molecular function: ATP hydrolysis activity; ATP binding; polyubiquitin modification-dependent protein binding. NCBI's taxonomy places the organism in Eukaryota, Metazoa, Chordata, Actinopteri, Perciformes, Percidae. Gene Ontology annotation, cellular component: cytosol; VCP-NPL4-UFD1 AAA ATPase complex; nucleus. The coding region runs from base 348 to 2774 and encodes 808 amino acids. Gene Ontology annotation, biological process: mitotic spindle disassembly; autophagosome maturation; retrograde protein transport, ER to cytosol. The record is from RefSeq and is a predicted model, not a curated record. The transcript is spliced from 18 exons.